CUACUCGACCGCGCUCCGCGCUAUAGUUCUCCGGCGCUCCGCCUGCCGCUGGCGACGGGCCCCGCGAUCCCAAAUAUCAGCCUGUCAGAUCUGCAGCCUCCCCUCUCCAAUUCCGCCGCUUCAGUCUUUCUUCUUCCUGUUCCAUUUCAGAGCCCUGGAUCCCGAAUAAGAUCCCUGUGUAGCAGGCAGGGGAGAAGAAGAUGGACCAUCACCUCCCGCCGCAGCUUCUGCAGCAGCAGUACGGUGACCCUUACCAGGCGAUGGUGAUGUCACCGCAGCCCGACCAUCUACACGCCCUCCAAUACCAGCAGCAGCCGCCGCCGCCGCCGCAGCAGCAGCAGCAGCAAGCAACGCCGCCGCCACCGCAGCAGCAGCAGCACUCCUCGCUUGCGUCCCACUUCCACCUCCUCCACUCAGUGACAAGAUUAGGUGAUGCAAUUGGAACAGGCACACGGGAUCAAGCUUUUGAUGCGUUGGUUGAAGAAUUGACCAGUCAAUUUGCCAGGUGCCAACAGUUGUUAAACGUCAUAUCAGGAACACUAAGCUCAAGAUCUAUUACGGUUGAAGGACAAGGUCAAAGUUUGGAAGAAACGCAGCAACUGCUUGAUCAAAGGAAGGAUUUGAUCACAAAAUACAGAAUCUCAGUGGAAGACCUCAUAAAGGGGGAUACAACAAGAUAG
Lolium rigidum is the source of this 680-nucleotide messenger RNA. RefSeq names its product mediator of RNA polymerase II transcription subunit 9-like. Gene Ontology annotation, cellular component: mediator complex. Lineage: Eukaryota; Viridiplantae; Streptophyta; Magnoliopsida; Poales; Poaceae. The transcript is spliced from 5 exons. The coding region runs from base 201 to 680 and encodes 159 amino acids. The record is from RefSeq and is a predicted model, not a curated record.